AUGGCUUGGACCCCGGGACUCGGGGGGCCGCUUGCGCUGCUCGUCCUGCAGACGGUCUUCAUUUGCUCCGCUCAAACCCCAGGACCCGCUGGUCCACCCGGACCUGCAGGUGUCCCAGGAAUUGAUGGCAUAGCUGGGGAGAGGGGAGCAGAUGGCGAGGACGGCCCUCCUGGACCUGAUGGGGAUGCAGGUAAACCCGGCUCUUCGGGACUGCCAGGAAUACCCGGAGCUGACGGUUUGACCGGCCCUAUUGGCGACGUUGGGCCUGACGGUCCCCUCGGACAGAAAGGUGAACCUGGAAAAGCUGGACCUCGCGGUUUAGCUGGUGUUGGGCCAGACGGACCCCCGGGGCCACCUGGGCCUGGAGGACUUCCGGGUGAAGUGGGCAAAGUUGGGCCCCCUGGUGCUAUGGGAGUGAGGGGGCCACAGGGACCUCGUGGACCGGCUGGGCCCAGAGGUGCAGCAGGGAUGCAGGGCAACACUGAGCUGUGCCCAAACUCCUGCCCACCUGGGACCUCUGGCCAUCCAGGCCUUCCUGGCAUGAAGGGCCACAAAGGUGUGAAAGGGGAAGCGGGAGAACCUGGGAAACAAGGGCACAAGGGUGAGGAGGGGGACCAGGGGAGUGCAGGAGAAGUCGGAUCCCAAGGGCCAACGGGUCCUCAGGGAAUUCGAGGAGCCACCGGCAUGAUGGGCCCCAAGGGAGAGUCAGGAGCUCGAGGCCACGAUGGAGACCCAGGUCCCCAAGGUGUUGCAGGGGCCACUGGGGAUCAAGGCCAGAGAGGUGCGAUGGGUGAGCCAGGGCCCAGAGGUGAAGAGGGUCUUCAAGGGCCAAGAGGAAUCACGGGUCUUCCAGGUCCCAAGGGAGAGCCUGGUUUACCAGGAGUUGAUGGCCGGGAGGGUAUUCCUGGGAUGCCGGGAACAAAGGGAGGCAUCGGGAAGCCAGGAGCUCCCGGGGAGGUGGGGCUUCAGGGACUUCCUGGGCUGCCUGGUGCACCGGGACCAAAAGGCACGAGCGGCACAAAGGGAGACGUCGGUCGACCAGGCCUUCUGGGACCAAUGGGGUCUACUGGAAAACCAGGUGAGCGUGGAGACCAGGGUGAGGUUGGACCUGUUGGACCCAUCGGGGAGCCUGGAAGUAUAGGAGAGCAAGGUCCGGGUGGUCCACUAGGGAAACCAGGUGCCAGGGGACCCAAGGGCGACCUGGGCCUCCCUGGCCUCCCCGGUCCCCCAGGCUUGCCAGGAGUGAAAGGAGAGCGGGGUGACUCUGGAGAGCAGGGACCGAAAGGCGAGCAAGGAGUACAAGGUGCUGAGGGGACCCCCGGAGACAAAGGGGAAGUUGGUGAUUCAGGAGAGGCCGGGGCCAAAGGGGAAGUUGGCAACCCUGGGGAGCCUGGCAACAGAGGUCCCGAGGGAAGUCGAGGCCAGCCUGGCAUCGAGGGUCCCCCCGGUACACCCGGACCGCGGGGCAUGCAAGGAAACAGGGGUGCACCUGGAGUGCGUGGCUCUCAGGGUCCAGCGGGGAAACAACCGAGUGAUCAGCACAUCCGGCAAGUUUGCAUGCGCGUCAUGCAAGAGCAGCUGGCCCAGUUAGCGGCUAGUCUGAGGAGGCCAGAGUCUGGCGCAGCUGGUCUGCCAGGGAAACCUGGACCCCCAGGUUCUCCAGGGCCUCCAGGGGACAAUGGUUUCCCUGGACAGGCAGGUUCAAGAGGACUUCCAGGACUCAAAGGUCCACCGGGGCUUCUGGGGCUCAAAGGACCCAAAGGUGAAAUGGGCGACAGGGGAAGCAGAGGCCCUACUGCGCGAGGGCCCAAGGGUCAGCCAGGGCCCCCUGGCCUGCCUGGUGAGCCGGGGAAGCCUGGAUAUGGUCGGGAUGGACGGGACGGGGAAAGGGGACCUCCUGGGGUUCCUGGCCAGCCCGGUGUGCCUGGACCUCCUGGUUCGGCCGGCCCCAACGGCUACUGUGACCCGUCAGCCUGCAACCUCCAGGCAGGGGCGGCCCAUCAGGCUCUGGACUCAAGUGUGAAGGGUCCAGCAGGGAACUGA
Molecule: messenger RNA, 2043 nt
Organism: Lampris incognitus (smalleye Pacific opah)
Lineage: Eukaryota; Metazoa; Chordata; Actinopteri; Lampriformes; Lampridae
Gene: col9a1b
Product: collagen, type IX, alpha 1b
Exons: 32
Coding region: 1-2043 (680 amino acids)
Source: RefSeq, a predicted model, not a curated record